AUUCGCACCUCCGCCGGCCUCCGCAUCCCGGGUCACACCGCCGUUCUGGGCUGUAAUGAAUCUGUGAUUUCGAUAUCAAGCAAUAGGGAACCAAAAGAUACUGUUAUCGGAAAGAUGAAAUCAAAAGGCUCACAGGGAAAACGAGCUCAAGCACCGAUACCCAGCAACAAUGUGCUUAGUGUUAGUGAGGUGAGUUUCUUUACUAUGGUUGACUUCUUAGUGUACUCGUCAAUUUAUUUGGGCAUUCAGAGGAGAUUGACAAUAUCGAUGAAGGUGAGUAACCUAAAAAAAGCUAUUGUUUAUGUACCAUGUACGUUUUAUGUAGUGAUUAAACUGUCUUCUUAUGAAUUUCAGAGUUGAGCAUGAUUAUGAAGGCUAUUGGUAUAUCUGAUGUUCCACUUCCUCGUAUCCAUACUCCUCGUAUGAGUCCUAAUGUAGAGGCAAGCACAAACAUAUAAGGUAACAU
Molecule: messenger RNA, 466 nt
Organism: Linum tenue
Lineage: Eukaryota; Viridiplantae; Streptophyta; Magnoliopsida; Malpighiales; Linaceae
Source: the annotation of a GenBank genome assembly